Messenger RNA from Ictalurus furcatus (blue catfish), 7664 nucleotides. RefSeq lists its product as uncharacterized. The transcript has 18 exons. The record is from RefSeq and is a predicted model, not a curated record. The coding region runs from base 3619 to 6819 and encodes 1066 amino acids. Lineage: Eukaryota; Metazoa; Chordata; Actinopteri; Siluriformes; Ictaluridae.
AUUGAGUUUUGUUCUGGACUGAUGUUUGAGUUGAUGAGUUUUCACUUACAAGUCAGAGUAGUUAGGUCAUGCACAUUUAAAAUACAUUUUGCUCAGCAACAGAUAGAUGUUUAUUGUGAAUGCACUACUCUAUGAAUGCACUACUAAUAUUUCUUUAAUGUACCGGCUCAACACAUCUAAAUUUCCUCCUUAGCUACCGAAAUGGUUCGUUGAAACAUUCUGUCCUUCUCAUUCUUUCUGUCCAUUAGAAUACAGGAAAUUAGUGGUUAUCACACUAACUAUGCUACUUCCUCUGCCUCUUUCUCAUCAGUGCUGUAAAAGGAGCUUCAUCUUGCCAUUGUAGUUGACCACUCAUGACCAAUAUCUCUAGUUAGAGGACAUUUCACUGAACGAAAUGAGAAUACAGGUCAUUUUUUGGGUCCUUUUGAUUUUCAAAGGAGCUGCGAUGGGUAGGUUUCAUUUUCUCAAAAUGCAUAAUUUGAUCAAUUUGCAACAUUGUUUGUAAAGUUUAUUCAUUAUGGGAUGAAAAAUCUUAAAAAUGUAGUUCCACCAAGUGAGUGCUGACAUCAGUAGAGCGAUGUCUUGAGGGGCGAGGGUGAGCAGUGGAGUGCAUUGCCUAUUGCUUUUUCUGUGAUGAUGGCACCUGCUGCCUCCAAGUGUUUCUGGAGCUCUUUCCGAGUGGUCCAUGGAUCUUGUUCUAGUUUCUGACUAUUUUUCUUACUCCCUGGUCAAAAAUCUUACGAGGAGCUACUGUGCAUGGCCAGUUGAUGACAGAGUGAUGUUGCUUCUACUUGCGGAUAAUGACCUUAAUGGUGCUUACUGGAGGAUUCAGAAGUUUUGAAAGACGUCUACAUCCGAUUCCAUCAAUAUGUUUUUGCAACAAUAAGGUUGUGAAGGUCUUGGGAGAUCUCUUUUUACCCAUCAUGAGAUGUUUCUUGUGUCACACCUUGUUAACAAAAAGCCUUUUUAUAGACUAUCAAUUUACUAACCCAGCUGAUAUUAAUUUGAACAGAUAGGGUGUAUAAUUACUUGCAGAUUUCAACUGGUUCCUUACCUUGCCUUGGAGAACUGUUUUUUCUUAGCGUGUCAUUCCACUUUAUUACACGUAACUUUAUUUAUGGACUUUCAUUUUGUGAUUUUUUUUUAUAUUUCCAGAUUUCUUGAGUUAAUAACGAUGUCUGGUGAAAUUUUCAUGUGAAUAGCCUCAUUGGAAAUAUAUUUACUGAAAAAAAUGUUGAAGUGUCCGAUACUUAUUUCCCCCACUGUAUAUAAAUGAUAUUACCCUGACAAUAUAAAUGAUAUUUCCCAGACAUGUAUUUGUACAUGAUGAUGAUCAUGAAGUGCCUGUCGCAUCCAUCACAGACAAUUCACCUGUCCAUGGACAAUAUAAUCCUCACAUAAUGCCUGACUGCAAACAAAGUUCUGAACAAUUGUUUUGUGUUUCUCUACCUGUAUUUUAACUUUGUGUUGAUUAUUUUGACUACUCUCUGGAUUUGUCCUUGCUUCUUGUUUUUUGGAUACACUGGUUCUGUCCGAAAUCGCAUACUAUGAUAGUACCUACUGCUUUUGAUUCAGUCCCUAUUGCUUGGCUGUUGAUACAGUAUGUACUGAUCAGUAUAAGUGGUAUGCAUGAAUACAAUCCGGACGUACUACGCGGCGUGGAUUCAGUCACAUUGCAAUAUGGGAUAGCGCAGUAUCCAUAGUGUCCAUUGCUUCCAUACUGCAGAGUUGAGGUGGAAGCAGUAGGUCAUCCAUGUAUUUCUCGCCUACUGUUUUAUGAAUACUGAGAAUUUGGACAUACCUACUACUCGUUUGGCAUACUGCUUUUCGCCUACUGUGUAGUAGGGUAGUACGGAUAUUUUUCUUGGCUUUUGAUUAUGGAUUUUGGACAUGUCCUGAGUCUUGCACCUUAAAGUGAUGUGCAACCCGGAGCUCCAAAAGCAUUCGUUCACACAACGCUGGUCACAACAGAAUUCAUUCUGCCAAAGAUUUAAUUUAUAUUUUAUUUAGCUUUAAAGGAAAACAAAAAUACUGGCACCCUGUCCAGGAUGUAUCCCGCCUUGUGCCCGAUGCUCCCUGGGAUAGGCUCCAGGUUCCCCGUGACACCGAAGAGGAGUAAGCGGUAGAAGAUGGAUGGAUGGAUGGAAAACAAAAAUAACUGUGGGAACAGGUAAACAGACUGUUAAGACAAAAGCAAUUUUUUUAAAAUCCUUGUCUCAUCUUGUGCAGCUGAAUGAAACAUUUUUUAAAUAGCGGGCCAUAGCGGACAAGUGUCUGGGGCUGGGUUUGGGACAGCUUUCCUAACAGUUUUCUUCAAAAAGCAAACCUACUAUUGUGAAAUGUAGCUAUUACUAAAUCAAAAUGUUUAGACAUUUUUAAGAAACUGUAGAUAAAUCACUCUAUAACUCUUCCUGUCUGUAGGUGGGUGUUCAGUCAUCAUUGUCAUGUCUGCAAUUAGUCAAAGAAAAAAACACAGUUGUGAGACUCCUUACUGGAGUAAUAUUUCCCUCAAAACUGCUCUCUCCAUUCACUGUUCUCCCUGUGAAAUGUUUUAUUAGUUCACUCUUUGUUUUUUUUUAGUAUUAUAAACCGAUCAUUUGUAAUUCAAAUGGUUUAUAGUAAUGCACCUGUUCUACUAUGUUAUCGUUUCUAUAGGACCAACUUACACUGGGACUUGUAUGGUGGAUGGUCCUUAUAAUAAUACUAAACGAAUUUGUCAUUUAACAAGAAAAAAACUAAUGGUUGAUAUGGUGAUGCUUUCUGUAAGUAGACUGUUCUGUACCAUUUAUGGAAGGAGUCUAAUAUACUCACUGAGUUCACCUUUUGCUUUACUGACUUUAAGAGAGAGAGAAAAAGACAGGCUCCAGAGGGAACUACUAUUAAUGUCUGCUUUAGCGAUGUGAUGAAAGAAACUAACUUGUUACACAAUAUAGAAUGUUUAAAAAUGGAGAAAAACAUGAAGCAUCAUUUGAUUAAUAAUGAAAUUGCUGUCAAAAUGCUGUGGUGUAAGAAGAAUAACACAAGGAAACAGGCUGCUAAAAGAAAAUAAUCCAAUUUGGGUUGGUAACAGUAACUCAACUUAAUCACACCACUACAUCAUUAAUGAUUUUCCUUUAGCAGCAUGCCCCAUUAUGUCUUAUUCCUUAUAUAAUAAACAAUUUCUACUUUUAAGGCAACUUAUUAACCCAGCUUAAGAAAUUAAUUGUGCAAAAUUCAUGGUACUAAUAAGCACAUUUUAAAUACCAAGCUAAACGAAAGAUGAAUAUAAUGUAAAAUAUAAUAGUAUAGGUCUGUGGCUUUCCAGAUAAAACUUAUAUGAAUAUUUUGACACACAUAUUAAAGUAGAAUGUACCAGUAAAUUAGGCAUGAAGUACUGAAACCACUUGUACCAUUCUAUCCAUUUCAUUAGGUAAGAAAACAGGAAGUGGGCCAUUGCAGAAAUGCAAUCUUUCUUCCUCUUUUUUCCUCACAAGAAUGUUAUUUGUCAUGUAAAACAUUACCCACAGCUUCACCCUGUCUGCACGGUUUCCCAAAGCAGUGUACAUUUCCCUUCAGUUGGUUUGUGGGCUUCUGGGUGUUUUUACCUCUCUUCUCUGGACUUAGCGAGAGAAAAAAAAAAUGCAGGACGUCUUUGGGAUCCUGUUGAUGUUCACAGGAGCUGCAUCAGGUUUGCUGUUUCAGGAUCCUGUUGUAUGUAGAUUUAAUGAGAAUAGUCUGUGUUAUGUAGCUCUGGGACAACAACUGCACCUGCAACUGCCCCUGGAGGAUAGGUUUGACCUAAAGAUCACAGACAAGACAUCUACCGAUCGUUUAAUUUUAAAAUAUAGAAAAACCCAAAGUAACCCACCAAAACCAAAUCACCCAAAAUGGCAGUUUGUUAAAGAUAAUAAAACUAUGAUACUAACCAGUGCAGAGAGGAGCGACUCUGGAACAUACACUUUAGAAACCUUUGAUGCAAACGGGAAUGAUAAAGGCAGUUAUACGCUCCAGCUGAACAUUGAAGCUAAGGUGUCCUCAGUGAGCAUCCAGUACAACUGCUUGUUCCCUGAGGUAAGGAAAGUGCACUGUUCUGCUGAUGGAGACAACCUCCAGUUCAGCUGGACUUCUGAAUCAACCAUACGGUUGGAGAAUGAGAACAGCACUCUCGUACUGGAUAAAAAUAAUGAUGGAAAUGUCACCUGCCAUGUCGAAAAUCACGUCAGCCAUAAAAACAAUUCCAUUGAACUCCACUCAUGUCCCAAUUUCACUCUGAUUAUCCUGAGCUUGGUUUGUGUGCUUCUCAUUGUACUAUCGGUCUUAGCGUUCUACAUAUACAAGAGACUAGGCCUAUGGAAAAAAGGUCAGAAGGCCCCUUCUCAGGAUGGCAAGGAGCUUGUGUAUGCAGACAUCACCCAUUUACCCACGAACAAGACAGAGACAAGACCAACUACAUCACAAGCUCAGGACAAGGACAUGGAGUAUGCCACGGUGGUCACUCAUCCCAGCCAGAGGAACCAGAAGAAGAAUGAGGAAGAGGUGCAGUAUGGGAACCUGGUGUUUAACAUGCCUGACCAAAAAAAGAGCGUGAUGCCCAAAGUCCAAGAAGAGUGUGUGUACUCACAGGUCCAGCAUGGAGCUUCAUCUUGCUAUUGUAGUUUCUCAUCACUCACGACUAAGAUCUCUAACAAGUACAGAGAGGACUGUUCUCUGGACAAAAUGAGAAUACAGGUCAUCUUUGGAAUCCUGCUGAUUUUCACAAAAGCUGCCAUGGCUUUGCUGUUUCAGGAUCCUGUUGUCUGUAGAUUUAAUGAGAGUAGUCAGUGUUAUGUAGCUCUGGGACAACGACUGCACCUGAAAAUGCCCCUGGAGUAUGGGUUUGAACUACAGAUCACAGACAAGACAUCUACCACUCGUUUAAUUUUAAAAUGUAGAAAAACCCAAAGUAACCCACCAAAACCAAAUGACCCAAGAUGGCAGUUUAUUAAAGAUGAUAAAACUAUGAUACUAACCAGUGCAGAGAGGAGCGACUCUGGAACAUACACUUUAGAAACCUUUGAUGCAAACGGGAAUCAUAAAGGCAGUUAUACGCUCCAGCUGAACAUUGAAGCUGAGGUGUCCUCAGUAAAUAUGUGGUACAGCUGUUUGCUCCCUGGAGUCAUGAAAGUUUACUGUUCUGCUGAUGGAGACAACCUCUGUUUCAACUGGACUUCUGAUUUAAACACAUUCCCUCAACUGGAGAACGGGAGCAGCACUGUUGUACUGAAUAAAGACCAUCAUGGAAAUGUCACCUGCCAUGUAGAAAAUCAUGUCAGCCGUGAUCACAAUACCACUGAACUCCACCCAUGUCCUGAACCUACUACUGCAGUAAUCAGUUCCACAACUUCUAAUGAUGGUUUGCUGUUUCAGGAUCCUGUUGUCUGUAGAUUUAAUGAGAGUAGUCUGUGUUAUGUAGCUCUGGGACAACGACUGCACCUACAAAUGCCCCUGGAGUAUGGGUUUGAACUAAAGAUCACAGACAAGACAUCUACCGAUCGUUUAAUUUUAAAAUAUAGAAAAACCCAAAGUAACCCACCAAAACCAAAUCACCCAAAAUGGCAGUUUGUUAAAGAUGAUAAAACUAUGAUACUAACCAGUGCAGAGAGGAGCGACUCUGGAACAUACACUUUAGACAUCUUUGAUGCAAAUGGGAGUACUAAAGGCAGUUAUAGUCUCCAGCUGAAAAUUGAAGCUGAGGUGUCCUCAGUAAAUAUGUGGUACAGCUGCUUGUCCCCUGGAGUCAUGAAAGUGUACUGUUCUGCUGAUGGAGACAACCUCCGCUUCAACUGGACUGCUGAUUUAAACACAUUCCCUCAACUGGAGAACGGGAGCAGCACUGUCGUACUGAAUAAAGACCAUCAUGGAAAUGUCACCUGCCAUGUAGAAAAUCACGUCAGCCGUGACCACAAUACCACUGAACUCCACCCAUGUCCUGAACCUACUACUGCAGUAAUCAGUUCCACAACUUCUAAUGAUGGUUUGCUGUUUCAGGAUCCUGUUGUAUGUAGAUUUAAUGAGAAUAGUCUGUGUUAUGUAGCUCUGGGACAACAACUGCACCUGCAACUGCCCCUGGAGGAUAGGUUUGACCUAAAGAUCACAGACAAGACAUCUACCGAUCGUUUAAUUUUAAAAUAUAGAAAAACCCAAAGUAACCCACCAAAACCAAAUCACCCAAAAUGGCAGUUUGUUAAAGAUAAUAAAACUAUGAUACUAACCAGUGCAGAGAGGAGCGACUCUGGAACAUACACUUUAGAAACCUUUGAUGCAAACGGGAAUGAUAAAGGCAGUUAUACGCUCCAGCUGAACAUUGAAGCUGAGGUGUCCUCAGUGAAAAUGUGGUACAGCUGUUUGCUCCCUGGAGUCAUGAAAGUUUACUGUUCUGCUGAUGGAGACAACCUCCACUUCAACUGGACUUCUGAUUUAAACACAUUCCCUAAACUGGAGAACGGGAGCAGCACUGUCGUACUGAAUAAAAUCCAUCAUUUAAAUGUGACCUGCCAUGUAGAAAAUCAUGUCAGCCAUGACCACAAUACCACUGAACUCCACCCAUGUCCUGUGACCAGUUCUACACAAUCUACUUAUAUGACCAGUUCUACACAAUCUACUUAUGGUUUCAUGGUAUUUGUGUCUGUGUGGAUCUUUGAAGUCAUCAUCCUGCUGUCGCUGUUCGUGGGAGCAUUUUAUAUCUACACCAGAAUCUACAGGCAACAGAUAAUAACCGAUAGUAAGACUCUAAUACUUACUAACCUGGAAAUGUGCACAUUACCAGAAUCCAUUGUCAAGUGUAUAUAUGUCAAAAAGUAAAGACAGAAGAACAUGAGCAGCUAGAAAAUGUAAUGUCUAAAGCUUCUAUGGUGAUGUAAAUGCAGUGAUCACCUGCGUGUCAUUUCCUUCCACAGAUCAGGAAGCAAAGUAAACCUGGAUUAGGAACAGAAGAAGCAAUCCCAAGCAGUUGCUCUCCUCCAUCCCAUUAAUUCAUCCACCCUGAACCACCAGAAAAAUAUAACCAUCAGUAACAGAUGAGGAACAUAGAAAACUAAUUUAAUUCCUCAAUCCACAUCAACUUUUCAAAAACUAAACCAGCCUCAUGAUUCCUGCAGAUUUCUUGAUGAACCAAGUGCUAAUCUUUUAGAGUUGUUUCUCUUAAGCUUUAUUUUUAAUAUUCUAAAAUACAAUUCUUAUUUAUGCAUGACUCUUACUAAUGAUUCAGUUCAUUAUUCACUUUUUAUUAAAUCAGUCUCCUUCAGACAUUAUGUGAUGAGCUUUGUGACCCUGGAGACGGCAGUAUUUAGAGGAUCCAUGUGUGGAAUCAAAAAACAGUCCAGAAAUCAGCGUCUGUAAAGCUUUCCAUGUACAGGGGUACAAAGUUAAAAAAAAUAUUGCAUUUUCUACUAUAAAAUAACUAUAAUAGAAUAUAUGUACAAAUAAUAUUCAAAAGCAUUAUAAAGCAAUAAAGAACAAGUAGUGUCAUACUGUGUCAGUACUUACACACAUAACUGAUUGGCCAUUCUAAGUGUUUGUGUUUGUAAAGCUAAAACUGUAUAGUGUAUAUGUAUAGAGUAAGGGCUGAUUUUGUGUCACUCACUAUAUGUGACUCACUUUCACAGUUUAAACUGAGUUUUGUUUGUAAUAUGAAUUUAUUGGGUAUA